AGAGUGUGUCGCAACGUUGCCAACAACAGACACUCCUGCAGAGCCUGGACACACUGAGGGAUUAUUACAAACCAUCGGACUGCUAUCACGCUUUUCUGACUGGGAUUCCAUUUGGAUUUGCAAAUAUGAUUCCAGAGGAAAGCUAUGGGCCCGUCGAGAACAGGAUGCAGGCUGUAGGUCUGGCUCUGGAGGAGUUGCUGGUGACGGCUCAGAAACAAGACUGCCUGACCGUUGGCAUCUAUGAAUCAGCCAAACUUCUUAAUGCGGACCCAGACAGUGUGGUCCUCUGUGUUCUCGCGGCUGAUGAUGCAGAUGAUGUGGCCCUGCAGAUCCACUUUACUUUGCUACAGUCCUUCUGCUGCGACAGUGGCCUCCCCAUCCUACGAGUCUCAGGGGUUCGGCGGCUCCAGCAGCUGCUGGGUGCUGUAGAUGACAACAGAAACCAGGAAGAGCACGGAGACCUUCACUGCAUGUUGGUUACGAAUCCACAGGCUGACCACUGCAAGCUUCAAGAGGUGGGAACCUACUGCCAGGAGAGCCGGCGCCUUGACCAGUGGGUGCCUGAGCUGGUCUUGCAGGAACGCUGAAGGGUCUGGCACCCGCAUACAUAACAAAACCAAGGAGCUUUCUGGGUUCAGAUACUCAUGAACCACUGCUCAUGCAGGGGUGGCCGGGAGUGGACUCUGCUGGGCUUGACUGAUGACCAGCAGGAACCAAGGACUUCCUCUCAGUGAAACAGUCAGAGGAGGGACUGCUUUACAAUAUCUGUCUUGUGCAAAAGAAGCAAAUGGAAAGUCAGAUUCCCAUUCAGGCACCCUUUUUUCACAUUGUUAGUAAAACUAGAUCCAAAACUCUGUUUUGUGCCUUGGUUUGGCUACUUGCAUUGUUUAUGUGGCUUGACAAUAAGGAGGAGUAGUAGCAUUGACAGAAACAUGUCCGCACCCCAGUUUCUAACAGGAAUACCUGUGUGUUUACUAUGGACCUGACAGGAAUGUUGUAAUGAAACUAUGCCCAACAUUCCUGUGUAUUCUGAAAUGGGAGAGUCCUUGGAAAGAAGGUGUGUGUAAAUGUGUGGUAUGUGUGUACAAUGCUCUGGUCUUUCUUUAGAAAAGACUGGGCGUGCAGUGUGUGCAUUCUUGAAAAGAGCAGCUGAUCCUGCGGGGGAAUCGUCACCAUGGAAGCUGAAAUGGAAAUGAUGUUCAAGUUAAAGUCGUACAGGAUUUUAUUGCCCAGAAAAAAUUGCAACAGGGCUGCAGAACAUGAUGUUUUUGGUCAGAGGAGGAUGCAUAAAGAGCAGUGUGAACUGAAUUGUAUGUGAUCUGUGUAAUGAAGAAGCCAGUCAGUUAGUUCAAAUGUUGUUAAAUUAAUAUGAAUGAUGUUAUGUCAGUAAUUUAUUGAUUGUAUGAGUGGACUGUGCAGCUAUUUAUGCUCUAGUUUUGUGGUUUGUCAAUGAAGUCAAUAAAUUAUUGUGUCCAUAAUGGA
Molecule: messenger RNA, 1482 nt
Organism: Scatophagus argus
Lineage: Eukaryota; Metazoa; Chordata; Actinopteri; Scatophagidae
Product: growth arrest and DNA damage-inducible protein GADD45 beta-like
Exons: 4
Coding region: 126-587 (153 amino acids)
Biological process (GO): regulation of cell cycle
Cellular component (GO): cytoplasm; nucleus
Source: RefSeq, a predicted model, not a curated record